AUGGGAAGACGCAGGAGCUGGUACCUGUGCGUCUCGGUCCUGUCACACCAAGGAAGCACCGAGCGCAUCCAGGACACAUCCAGGAAACACUCCCACACCACUACACAAGGAGUUACCGAAUGCCCCAUCGAUCGGGCCCGCGUCUCAUCCGCAUCUUCAUUGCCCACUGUCUUUGCGCCCUUCGUCCGGUCUUCUGAUACCAACCCAGGCGCCAGAUCACUGCACAACAUCGUCACACUCGACUACAAUAGCCAGAACGAGCGACUCGCCGCCCACUUCACGCCUCCAACGAGAACCAACGAGAACCAGGCCAUUGCACAACGCAGCAUUCUCCCGAAGAAGCGGCGUGGCGGCGUAGCUUUGGGGCUGAUGCGAGAUGCGAGCAAACAGCGAAAACAAACUGCGAUCGGCCACAGUCACUGCCUGAACCACUGCAAGGUAUCGUCAUCUGGAGUCACACAGAUCCCCCGGCCCGCCAUACCUUUGCCAGCUCAACUCGCCCCUCGGAGGUUUCAACGCCCACCAAUCCUGGGGAAACUGAAAGGGUACCUAGGUUGGCCUAACAUGCUCCCGUCAAUCAUUCUGUGUACGUCAAGUGCGCUGCUGCGCUUCCAGAAUAUCAUUGUCAAGCCGCAGAAAUCGUGUUUGCCAUUUGCUGUCGUUGCCGUCUACCGGCUCAUCUUCUCGGUCCUCGCCCGCGCGGGCCUUGACUCAGACGAUACAGCGGAAGAAGAAACGCCCCAGCCUCAGCGCGAAAUUGAUUUGUUGACCGUUCGCCGCAGCCACUCCGCCGCAGCCAUUGGAUCGCAUUCUGAGACGAGUGAGAUGGUAGACUUUGGAGAUCCCAGCGGGUCCAGUCUAUCAACGCAACGCUGGCGGACAUGCUGUCUGUCCACACAUCCUUCCGGCUGCCCUGGCUGCCUUAGCACGUCGAUCUCCACCUCAGGGCAUUGGUUCCAAACAGUCGUAGUCCUGUCUCGAAUCGCGGCUUGGUCAAUCGCUGCCUCCCUUUGCUGGCCCAGGCUUUGCAUGUAUCCCCGAGAGCGAGGCACAUCAGCUUACCAUGCCUCAGCUCUCGAGUCUAUCCUCUAUGGGUCGCUAUCUACCGCCUACAUCCCAAUGAUAGAAGAGAGCUAUUUGGGCGCACGACAUGAUGUUCGGAUACUAAUAGACGAGUGUGUAUGGACAUCCAUUUCAAUUUAUCGCAGCAAUCCACGCGGUACUGCCCUCUUCAAAGUUCAAAGCCCUCUUCAAGGUUAUGAUGAUCCAUUGAAUGAGCCCCGGUGCCCGCCACUAGCCUCAGUGAUCUGCAACCGUUUCCUGGUGUUUCCAAUUCGCAUAACCAAAACAUAUCGCCCUGACAGGAAACGCAUCACGUCUGCUACGGAAACUUUGUCUGAAGAUCUGGACAGCUCAAACCGUCUGAUUGCGACAAACGGUCUUGGUCUCCCAAGUCCUCCAUUUCGAGGGGCUAAUACGCAUGUGCCGCUGGCCAAUCACUCUGAAAUGUCAAGAUAUCUUCUUGCUCGCGCCGCCACGGGCCUGCCGCACCAUUACGAGAAUAAGAAGAAGAAAGGCAAGGAUCUGAAACGCAGCUGGUGGCUAUUUUGCACCCUGUUGAGUCGCACAAAAGCUACUGACAUAUCCAUGCCCAACGGACUGGACUGA
Molecule: messenger RNA, 1668 nt
Organism: Colletotrichum lupini
Lineage: Eukaryota; Fungi; Ascomycota; Sordariomycetes; Glomerellales; Glomerellaceae
Exons: 13
Coding region: 1-1668 (555 amino acids)
Source: RefSeq, a predicted model, not a curated record